Bactrocera dorsalis (oriental fruit fly) is the source of this 1799-nucleotide messenger RNA. RefSeq names its product phospholipase A1. Lineage: Eukaryota; Metazoa; Arthropoda; Insecta; Diptera; Tephritidae. The record is from RefSeq and is a predicted model, not a curated record. Gene Ontology annotation, biological process: lipid metabolic process. The transcript is spliced from 3 exons. Gene Ontology annotation, molecular function: lipase activity. The coding region runs from base 487 to 1782 and encodes 431 amino acids.
GUGCCAACGUGCUUGUGCAUUUACGCUGCUACAGUGCUGGCGGAGUCAGUUGCGCGACGGCGAUCGCUCCGACUGGUUGUGAGCUAGUAACUCCGCAGUACUUUAAUUAUCCAUAUGAAACGAAUACGAAAAGAUAUUUGUGCCUAUAAAAUUAGUUCGCGUUCGUGGAUUGCGAAUUGAGUACGGCGAGGGACGACGCGAUCGCAGCUUCAGUUCAACGGCAUUCACAAAGGCAGGCGAAUCGCGAACCAAAGCUGUCAACGUCGACAUUUACGCGUCGCUGGAAUAGUUUGUGGUUCUGUGUUGUUUAGUAAUCGCAGCUAAUAAGCUAUCUCGUUGACAUAUUUGCGGAUUUCAUAAUUGAAUAGAUCGAGUGGGGGUGUGUGCUUUGUUUACUACGUCUAUUUUUGUCAUUUACUAAUCCAUGAAGUGAAAGUGAAUUGGUUGAGCUCAAGUGCCGAGUAGUGUAUUUAUUAACGAAUUCAGAUGCACCACAGAUCCGCGAUUCGAGACACACUGCGCCUCUCUUGUCUAGUGGCAGUUGUUGUUCUAGUGAUAUUUAUUGUAAAUGUGCCAUCAGCCCACAGUGCACCGCUAGCUAGCUCAUUGCGUGACGUCUGCGGUCACACGCUACGCAGACCAAGCGGUUUUUUCGAUUCGACUUUCCUGAAACGUUUCUUCAAACACUGGAUACCAUUCACCAGUGCCAUGCGCGUCAAAAUGCAAUUCUAUUUAUAUAAAAGAGAUUUUGCAGAGUGUGGACGUGAGAUAAUAACAGACGAUGGCAGCAGCUUGGAAAUGUCUGAAUUUAAUCCAGAGCAUCCAACCAGAAUAAUCAUACAUGGUUGGAUGAGUCAGAGCAAAGGCGCCUUGAAUCGUGCCGUCAAAAAUGCGUAUCUAAGUCUAGUCAAACGCGAGCCACAGUCAAACGUUUCCAGCGAAGGUGCCACCGAAGAUGCCACCGUCGCCACCAGUUCACCAAUCAACAGUGUCUACGUAAAUAACAUUGGCGAUGGUAAUCGUAGUGAUCUCAAUGGCACUGUAAUGCCGAGCGACUAUAAUAUAAUCGUCUGUGAUUGGAGUAUUAUUUCGUCGAAUGUGAAUUAUUACAGUGUCGUCGAAAUGGUUGAGGAUUUAGGUCGAUUACUUGCCGAUUUGGUUGGUUUUCUGCACCUGCGCACCGGCCUCAAUUAUAAUGACGUCUAUUUGAUUGGUCACUCGUUGGGCGCACAAAUCGCCGGUAGCGCUGGCAAGCAAGCACAUCCCUACCGCUUUAACACGAUCUAUGCGCUCGAUCCGGCCGGUCCGAAGUUUCGCGACGUCAGCGAUGAGUUUCGCGUCGAUCCAAGCGAUGCUGAGUACGUCGAAUCUAUACAGACUAGCAGCAGUUUGGGUUUCGAAGAACCAGUCGGUCAUGCCACCUUCUAUCCGAAUUAUGGACGUGACCAGAAGAAGUGCUAUUUUUAUGGUUGCUCUCAUCGGCGGGCUUACCACUAUUUUGCCGAAUCGAUUACCAGCAAAUUGGGAUUUUGGGGUACACUCUGUCGCCGUGAAUCGGAUGAUGUUUGGAUAUUCUCCGAGACGGGUGUGGAAUUUCGUAUGGGUGGCGAGCCCUCUACGCCAAAGAGGGGCACAUUCUAUGUUAAAACAGCAGCUAAGCCGCCAUAUGCACUGGGUCCAAAUAUACAACCGCAACGAUUGGUCACAGCUGCCAUAGAUAACGAAACAAAUGAAACAUUCGAAGACGAAAAGAAUGCGAUCAGCGAGUAUGAAUUUGUAUAGUUUUUAAGUGUAGAGUU